UAGAUUUACUGUUACUUGUGUUUUAUUUGAACUGUUUCUUUCUGACACAGUCUGGGAGGUUCAGAACGAGCUUCAGAGAUUCGCAUCCUCGGGGAAAACCAUUAAAUUCAAUAUUACAAGAGUGAAUUUGUCAAGAACUUUUCCCACAGUGUUGAAAUGAGAUCUGAUGCCUCGGUCUCGGAUAUGCCGGAUAUGGUCGUUUGCACAAGGACAAUGUGUUACUUUUAAAAAAUGUGCCAUGGCAUAAUUACUUUUAUGAAGUGGGUGAACGGGCACACUGUUGUUCUGUGGAGGACUCUGCCAAGUUUCUGCAGGACCGAGCCAGCGUCAACAGCAGUUGUAUUCAAACCAAACAAUGUGACCUUUGCAACACGGAUGAAAUGUCACAAUGCUCGGGAUCUGCUUGUGUUUGAGUGUUGCCGUCCACCUUGCGGUGUCUCAGGAAGCCGAAGCUCAGGAACCUGUCACAUACAUGUGCACUGAAGGUUAUGAAUUUGACUUUGAAAAACAAAUCUGUAAAGAUAUAGAUGAAUGCAAGACAGUGCAGGACGCCUGCAAAGGGGGCAUGAAAUGCGUCAACCAUUUUGGUGGAUAUCUCUGCUUACCCCACAACGCUCAGAUAAUUGUCAGUAACGGCGAGGAUGAGCCCACUACUGCCCCACCAGUGGAAAGAGGAGAUGUUCAGCCCGGGAUAGCCCCCAAUUACAGGGGCGAUUACACCAGAGUCAUUCAAAGCGCAACACAUACAAUCCAGUGUGGUGUCGGUUUCAUGCCAGACUCUCAGAACUACUGCAGAGAUGUGAAUGAAUGUCUCACUUCAAACCCCUGCCAACAUCAGUGCUACAAUCUGAUUGGUUCUUACCUCUGCCAAUGUGAAGUCGGAUAUGAACUGGCUUCAGACUCCGUCUCCUGCCAAGACAUUGAUGAGUGCGAAUUCUCAAACUACAUGUGCCAGUUCCAAUGUGUGAAUCAACCUGGGGGAUACAGUUGUGUGUGUCCUGAUGGAUACCAGCUCCAAGGGACGCGGAUGUGCCAAGAUAUAAAUGAGUGUGAAACGUCACACAACUGCAGAGAAGAUGAAAUGUGUUGGAAUUACUACGGAGGAUUCCGUUGCUAUCCCAGAAACCCCUGCCGUGAGCCAUACGUGAAAACAGGCGAAGGUCGCUGUCGGUGCCAGUCACCAAAUGUUUGCCGGGGACUGCCGCCUGUCAUUGUCUACAAGUACAUGAGCAUCUUUUCCGAUCGCUCAGUGCCUGCGGAUAUCUUCCAGAUUCAAGCUACCAGUGUCUACCCCAAUAUGGUAAACACUUUCACGAUCAAAUCCGGCAAUGAGGGAGGAGAGUUCUACCUGAGGCGCUCUAGUAACGUAAGUGCCAUGUUGGUAAUGACCAAACCGUUGACUGGACCUCGAGAACAUGUUGUGGAUCUGGAGAUGGUCACCCAGAGUAAUGCCUUGAGCUACCGUUCCAGCUCACUGCUGAGACUCACUAUUAUAGUGGGUCCAUACCCUUUCUAAAUCAUCUAGUUCGACUGAAUCAGCACCUUGGGUUUAUGUUUGUACUGCAGCUUACUAUGUUUAAAAUGUUCAACACAGCAUGGUCUCCUGGCCUUGAUCAGUGGUUCUUAUCUGGUUGGUUGCAACCCAAAAAUGGAUCAUGAUGGAAACCAAUUAAUAGAUUCAUUAAUAUUGGAAUGUUUAUCUUUAUAUGAUCAAUCUUUUGCAUAAUACAUUUCAUGGUUCUGCAUUGAGUCACCAAUUAAAACAUGGACUCCCGAAGCAAAACCAGCUGAGAACCACUGGCCGAGAUUGCAUAUUUACUGGGUUUCAAACAGGAAUUUGUUUACUAAUCAUAAAAAGUAGGCUGUCUGGUUUAUUGAAGUUUUCAAGUAAUUUGUACUUUGAAAAAUCAAAGACAAGGUCUGAGAGGGUGACAUGUAAGACCAAGAAAUAUCUGAAAAACAACACAGCUGGAUAGCAGAAAAAAAACACGGUCGCUCAAGUUUCAUUCUGAAAAGCACUAUUCUUUGUCUUGAUAGUAAGAGGAUUUUCUCGAGAUUCUUCUGCAUGGAUCCAUGUCAGUCUUUUAAAGGAAUAGUUCACCCAAAAGUGAAAAGUGUGUCAUUUAUUUAGGCCUAGUCACUUUUUGACUUUCUUUCUUCUAUAUAGCAUACAAGGUGAAAUUUAUCUGAAUGUCCCAUGUGCUUGUUUCCAUACAAUAAACGUCAAUGGGGACAGAAGCUGGAGAUCCAAAAAAAUAACAAAAUACUCAGCACUCAAAAAGCUCAGCUAUAUUGCAAGUCUUCUGAAAAGACCGAAAUGUAGGUUAUACACUGAAAUUAUUCCCUCCACCUCUGCUCUCAAAUCUUUCACACGUCUCCAUAUUCAAAUCGGUUUCACAAUCAAUUACGACAAAUGCAGCGUCCACCAACCAUAACCUCUUUUUUCUUUUAACUUCAGUUCUGCAUUUUUCGAACGCAGUGUCAUGUGUAAAAGACACAAGAUGUGAGCUCAAUGACAAAAGACAUCAAUGUAGGUUGCACAUGUUUACAUAGAAGAACACUGGAAAAGUAACAGAGGAAUACACAAACACAUUCCCUGUGAAUGGACCCCUUGCUGACACAAAACUGUCAUAUGGCUAAAACACAGGCGCCAAUUUAUGUUUCUACCGGUGGGUGUCCACGCUCUGUAACCCCAAGUGCAAAUACAUUAACAACCAUAUAUAAACACAUCUCAAUUCACCUCUGUUUCCAUGAGCAAAUGAUAACUGGGCUAAGUAAGGUGACACACACAUACGUAACAAAUUACCCUUAAAAAUUUAACAUGCUCAUACGCAACAAAUUUCCCUUAAAAAUUGAACAUGCUCAUUGUUUAAUACUCAAUUAUACUUGGUGUUAGUUUUUCAAGAAUAGGCCGCUUGAUGAAUUCGUUACACAAAAGUUAUUUGUGUCUCAAUACUUUAAACCAACCAAACAAAACCACAAAUUCUUUCCAUGAGUGUUGUCACAGGCCGCUCUCUUGCUGAUAUACCUGAUAAUCUUGGAGUUAAUUACUUAAAAUGAUAUUUAUUAUCAUGGAAAAAAAAA
Pimephales promelas (fathead minnow) is the source of this 3084-nucleotide messenger RNA. Its product is annotated as EGF-containing fibulin-like extracellular matrix protein 1. The record is from RefSeq and is a predicted model, not a curated record. NCBI's taxonomy places the organism in Eukaryota, Metazoa, Chordata, Actinopteri, Cypriniformes, Leuciscidae. Gene Ontology annotation, molecular function: calcium ion binding.